Messenger RNA from Felis catus (domestic cat), 3971 nucleotides. It is a transcript of the gene KIT, whose product is annotated as KIT proto-oncogene, receptor tyrosine kinase. Gene Ontology annotation, biological process: positive regulation of MAP kinase activity; positive regulation of cell migration; positive regulation of receptor signaling pathway via JAK-STAT. Gene Ontology annotation, molecular function: ATP binding; cytokine binding; transmembrane receptor protein tyrosine kinase activity. Lineage: Eukaryota; Metazoa; Chordata; Mammalia; Carnivora; Felidae. The record is from RefSeq and is marked provisional. Gene Ontology annotation, cellular component: signaling receptor complex.
CCGCGCUCCGUGCACUUGGGCGAGAGCAGGAACGUGGAACGGACCUCCGAUCCCAGCGCAGCCACCGCGAUGAGAGGCGCUCGCGGCGCCUGGGAUUUUCUCUGCGUCCUGCUCCUCCUGCUCCGCGUCCAGACAGGCUCUUCUCAACCAUCUGCGAGUCCGGAAUGGUCUCUACCGUCCAUCCAUCCAGCAACGUCAGAGUUAAUAGUCAGUGCUGGCGACGAGAUUAGGCUGUUGUGCACCGAUCCAGGGUUUGUCAAAUGGACUUUUGAGACCCUGGGCCAGUCGAGUGAGAUCACACACAAUGAAUGGAUCACGGAGAAAGCAGAGGCCACCAACACGGGCAAUUACACGUGCACCAACGGAGGCGGCUUAAGCAGUUCCAUUUACGUGUUUGUUAGAGAUCCCGCAAAGCUUUUCCUCGUUGACCUUCCCUUGUAUGGGAAAGAAGACCAUGAUACGCUGGUCCGCUGUCCUCUGACAGACCCAGAGGUGACCAAUUACUCCCUCCGGGGGUGCGAGGGGAAGCCUCUUCCCAAGGACUUGACUUUCGUCACCGAUCCCAAGGCUGGCAUCACAAUCAGGAAUGUGAAGCGCGAGUACCAUCGGCUGUGCCUGCAUUGCUCUGCGGACCGGAAGGGCAAGUCCGUGCUGUCGAAGAAAUUCACCCUGAAAGUGAGGGCAGCCAUCAGAGCUGUCCCAGUUGUGUCUGUGUCCAAAGCAAGCCAUCUUCUUAGGGAAGGGGAAGAAUUCUCCGUGAUGUGCUUGAUAAAAGAUGUGUCUAGUUCCGUGGACUCGAUGUGGAUCAAGGAAAACAGCCCGCAAACUAAUGCACAGCCACAGAGUAAUAGCUGGCACCAAGGUGACUUCAACUUUGUACGUCAGGAAAGGUUGACGAUCAGCUCAGCAAGAGUUAACGAUUCUGGAGUGUUCAUGUGUUAUGCCAAUAAUACUUUUGGAUCGGCAAAUGUCACAACAACCUUGGAAGUCGUAGCUAAAGGAUUCAUUAAUAUCUUCCCUAUGAUGAAUACCACAAUAUUCGUGAAUGAUGGCGAGAAUGUGGAUCUGAUUGUCGAAUAUGAGGCAUAUCCCAAGCCUGAGCACCAACGGUGGGUCUAUAUGAACAGAACCCUCACUGAUAAAUGGGAAGAUUAUCCCAAGUCUGACAACGAAAGUAAUAUCAGAUAUGUGAGUGAACUUCAUCUAACCAGAUUAAAAGGGAACGAAGGAGGCACUUACACGUUUCAAGUGUCCAAUUCCGAUGUCAAUUCUUCCGUGACAUUGAAUGUUUACGUGAACACAAAACCAGAAAUCCUGACUCAUGAAAGUCUCGUGAGUGGCAUACUACAGUGUUUGGUAGCCGGAUUCCCGGAGCCCACAGUAGAUUGGUAUUUUUGUCCAGGAGCUGAGCAGAGAUGUCCUGUUCCUGUUGGGCCACUGGAUGUGCAGAUGCAAAACUCAUCUGUAUCGCCGUCUGGAAAACUAGUGGUUCAAAGUUCCAUCGAUUACAGUGCUUUCAAACACAAUGGCACAGUCGAGUGUAGGGCUUCCAACAAUGUGGGCAAGACUUCUGCCUUUUUUAACUUUGCAUUUAAAGGUAACAGCAAAGAACAAAUGCAUCCUCACACCCUGUUCACACCUUUGCUGAUUGGUUUUGUGAUCGCAGCUGGUAUGAUGUGUAUCAUCGUGAUGAUACUUACCUACAAAUAUUUACAGAAACCCAUGUAUGAAGUGCAGUGGAAGGUUGUCGAGGAGAUAAAUGGAAACAAUUAUGUUUACAUAGACCCAACACAGCUUCCUUACGAUCACAAAUGGGAGUUUCCCAGAAACAGGCUGAGUUUUGGGAAAACCUUGGGUGCCGGUGCCUUCGGGAAGGUGGUUGAGGCCACUGCAUAUGGCCUGAUUAAGUCGGAUGCAGCCAUGACCGUUGCUGUUAAGAUGCUCAAACCAAGUGCCCAUUUAACCGAACGAGAAGCCCUCAUGUCCGAGCUCAAAGUCUUGAGUUACCUCGGCAAUCACAUGAAUAUUGUGAAUCUUCUCGGAGCAUGCACCGUUGGAGGGCCCACCCUGGUCAUUACUGAGUAUUGUUGCUAUGGUGAUCUUUUGAAUUUUUUGAGAAGAAAACGUGAUUCAUUUAUUUGCUCAAAGCAGGAAGAUCAUGCAGAAGUGGCACUUUAUAAGAACCUUCUGCAGUCAAAGGAGUCUUCCUGCAACGAUAGUACUAAUGAAUACAUGGACAUGAAACCCGGAGUUUCUUAUGUUGUGCCAACCAAGGCAGACAAAAGGAGAUCUGCCAGGAUAGGCUCAUACAUAGAAAGAGAUGUGACUCCCGCCAUCAUGGAGGACGAUGAGUUGGCUCUAGACCUGGAGGACUUGCUGAGCUUCUCGUACCAGGUGGCCAAGGGCAUGGCAUUCCUCGCCUCGAAGAAUUGUAUUCACAGAGACUUGGCUGCUAGAAAUAUCCUCCUUACUCAUGGUCGAAUCACAAAGAUUUGUGAUUUUGGUCUAGCCAGAGACAUCAAGAAUGAUUCUAAUUAUGUGGUCAAAGGAAACGCUCGGCUACCUGUGAAGUGGAUGGCACCUGAAAGCAUUUUCAACUGUGUGUACACAUUUGAAAGUGAUGUCUGGUCCUAUGGGAUUUUUCUGUGGGAGCUGUUCUCUUUAGGAAGCAGCCCCUACCCUGGAAUGCCAGUCGACUCUAAGUUCUACAAGAUGAUCAAGGAAGGGUUCCGAAUGCUCAGCCCUGAGCACGCACCUGCUGAAAUGUAUGACAUAAUGAAGACUUGCUGGGAUGCUGAUCCCCUGAAAAGGCCAACAUUCAAGCAGAUCGUGCAGCUAAUCGAGAAGCAGAUUUCAGAUAGCACCAAUCAUAUUUAUUCCAACUUAGCAAACUGCAGCCCGAACCGGGAGCGCCCCACAGCAGUGGACCAUUGUGUGCGGAUCAAUUCUGUGGGCAGCAGCACAUCUUCUACCCAACCUCUGCUGGUCCACGAGGAUGCCUGAAGCAGGAGGAGCGCCGGGGUCUCCCCAGCGAGAACGAUCCCUCUUCUUUUGGUUCCUAUCCUGGUUAUUUCGUUCCCCCUUCAACUCGCAUCCUGUUCCAGGGUAGAGGACACCCCGCUGUAAUCCCGUCUUUGCAAGCACACUUUAGUGGCCAAUGAUCUUUGUCAUCAGCCACCACGCUAUUGUAAGGGUUCGAACUGCACAUAUCCCCGAUAACGAGGCAGCCCCCAUUAACGAAAACAAAACAAAACAAAAACAAAAUGCAGACUUGGAGCAAGGGAGGGUGGGAUGGGCCACACACCCUGGGGCCUUUCCAAGGCUUCUCCACUUUCUGUUUGAAGAGCAGAGUUGAUAGUUUAUUUGAAUAAAUGGCAGUAGUCGCCUUUGGGCCUCAGAACCAUCCAUAAUGAUACGAUGACGCAGCAAGAUUAGAAGCUGAAACCUGAUCUCUUGAUGUGGAAAAUGGAAUGUUAUUAGAACAAAGGGCAGAAGUCUAUGAAUAUCUGGGCUUAAGAAAUCUAGGAUUUCGUGCUGAGGAAUGAGACAUAGGCCAUGGAAAAAUGCUCCCCGAGCAGGAACAUAAGACUCGCUGCUGGGCAUGAGCCUUUGUACUACUGACCUGGUCUGUAAAUAGAGUUCGCUGUUAGGGCACUGAAUCGGAGAGAAGGCCUCCCCAGCCAGCAUUUGUAUAUACUCAUCUAUAAAUUGUACAUGUUCAUAUAUUGAGGAGAGAAAACCCACAAGAUGUAGUUUCUGGAUAUGACCCUGGCUCAAGUCUGCUGUGUGUAGAAAUAGAUUAAGGGCCAGACAAAUUUGAAGGAAACAGUGCUUUUUUUUUUUUUUUUAAGAAAAAAAAACCAUAAUUGCCAAGCACAAUCUUAACAGAGAUCUCCUUUUGUAGCCUAUGAACUUGCUCUGCAGAUGCUCCAGAACAAGCCUACCAGCUUCAGAAUGGCAUUGUGCUCAAU